Pecten maximus is the source of this 1050-nucleotide messenger RNA. RefSeq lists its product as uncharacterized. Bases 1 to 1050 code for a protein of 349 amino acids. Lineage: Eukaryota; Metazoa; Mollusca; Bivalvia; Pectinida; Pectinidae. Gene Ontology annotation, molecular function: DNA binding. The transcript has a single exon. The record is from RefSeq and is a predicted model, not a curated record. Gene Ontology annotation, cellular component: nucleus.
AUGGUACGUACGUACAAAAAGAAAAGAGGGGACAGAGUAUCAACAGAUGUGUUGCAAAGAGCGCUGGCUCAUUACAAGAAUACUAUCGAUGGAUACAAGAAAACAAGUCAGUUGUUUGGCGUACCUCUUUCAACGCUACAAGAUAAUGUGAAAAAACUAAACAAGAUGCCCGAAUCAGAAAGAUCAAUUUCGAAUAUGCGUUUCGGAUACCAAAGGCCUAGACAAGUUUUCUCAGAUGGAGAUGAAACUGCACUUGUUGUGUACUUAAAGCACGCGUCGACCAUUUACUUUGGACUGUGUCCACGUGAAGUAAGACUUUUAGCAUAUGAAUGCGGCAAGCAAUUUAACAUCAAAAUGCCAGCAUCGUGGUCGGAAAAGGAAAUAGCGGGUGCCGAUUGGUUCUCUUCGUUUCUAAAACGUCAUUCGGAACUUUCACUCAGGACCCCAGAAGCAACAAGCAUCGCUAGAGCGACAGCCUUUAAAAAAACAAAUGUAUCUGAAUACUUUACCAAACUGACGGAAGUGACGGAGAGACAUAUGUUUGAGGCAUGUGACAUUUGGAAUGUCGAUGAAACUGGAGUGGUGACAGUGGUAAAACCAAAAAAGGUUGUAGCAGGUACUGGUGUUAAGCAAAUAGGAUCUCUAACAUCAGCUGAGAGGGGACAACUAGUCACGCUGUGUGCUGGUGUAUCCGCAGGCGGGAAAGCAAUUCCACCGUUCCUUAUUUAUCCUCAUGUUAACUACAGAGACCAUUUUCUAAUUGGAGCACCAGCGGGUUCCAAGGGAACGGCCCAUCCAUCUGGUUGGAUGACAGCUGAUAACUUUCUUCUCUUUCUGCAGCACUUUGUUCAACAUGUCAAACCAACCGUGAAUAAUCCAGUUCUCAUUUUGCUUGAUAAUCAUGUCUCUCAUCUCUCCAUAGACGCUCUUGAUUACGCCAAGGAGAACGGGAUUGUUAUGUUAUCAUUUCCACCGCACUGUUCGCAUCGCUUGCAGCCACUGGACCUGUCGGUCUUCGGACCACUGAAAAGAAAACUGUCGGUGUCGUAA